Molecule: messenger RNA, 3748 nt
Organism: Gymnogyps californianus (California condor)
Lineage: Eukaryota; Metazoa; Chordata; Aves; Accipitriformes; Cathartidae
Gene: METTL22
Product: methyltransferase 22, Kin17 lysine
Exons: 11
Coding region: 312-1493 (393 amino acids)
Biological process (GO): protein methylation
Cellular component (GO): nucleus
Molecular function (GO): protein methyltransferase activity
Source: RefSeq, a predicted model, not a curated record
GGGAAAUAAAUGUCCUCUUUAUUUUUCUGGUCAUAAGAGGUAAUUCAUUUGGUUGUGCCUUAGGACAGAGACAACUCAGCCUUGGACAUCAGGUUGAAUAUUCUGACAUGUAACUUGCUGUCUUAUUGGAGCAUGGUGGAGCUUGCAUGAUCACAUCUUGCCUGAAGUCUUCUCAGAAACUAUGUCAUGAGGUUGUCUUGCUGACCAAAACUGUUACUUGAUGCCUGUUAAUAUAAGAGUAUCAGGACUUUGUGACAGCACUUCAUAGGGGACUAUAUGAGUACUGUAGAUGUUCCUCUCGCCAGCACAUCAUGGUAGAUGUAACAGAGAAGGAGAUGGAUAACCCCACGUUUAAAAGUGACACUGUACUUUCUGACGUUCACUUACACUGUCCAAACAAAAGGCAUCUCAUGGUACGACUGAAUGCAGUUGGACAACCAGUAUUCGUGUCAUAUUUCAAACUCCUUUGGAACACAGAAGAUUCGGCAUCUGAGAAACAUGUGAGAGAAGCUACAACAGAAAGAGAACACCAGUACAGAAGUGGAGAUGAACUGUGUGACAAGGACAGGAAUAAUCUGAAAAAAGAAAGAGAAUUAAAUAGUGAAGGAAUAGAAGUUCUGCUAGACGAUGAUGGAGACUUGGAAGUGGUCAGAAGACCUCGAAGUGCCUCUGAUUUAGAAGCGGAGGAUCUUUUGAGGGAUAGAGUGUAUCCUGUAAUUCUGAUGAAAGGGAAAGAAGAUGCUUUUGAAGAUGAAGAACAAGAAUGCACUUGCAGUGAUGUUAUUAAAAUAGAACAUACUAUGGCAACCCCCUUAGAAGAUGUCGGAAAACAAGUCUGGCGUGCAGCCUUUCUUCUUGCUGAUUACAUUCUGUUUAAACGGGAGAUAUUCAGGUGUUGCUCGGUGCUAGAGCUUGGAGGUGGCACUGGAAUUACAAGCAUUAUCAUGGGAACAGUUGCCAAGAGAGUUUAUUGCACAGAUGUUGGUGAAGAUCUCCUGGCUAUGUGUGAGCAAAAUGUUGCAUUAAACAAACACCUGAUGGAGCCGGGAAGAGGGGAAGUUAAAGUAAAAGAACUGGACUGGCUGAAAGAUGAAUUCUGCACUGAUCCUGAAGCUUCUUACAGCUGGUCUGAAGAAGAGAUUGCUGAUUUGCAUGACCACUGUACUGUGAUAAUGGCAGCUGAUGUGUUCUAUGAUGAUGACCUGACAGAUGCCUUGUUCAGAACGCUGUGUAGAAUCACACACAACUUGAGAAAUUCUUGCACAGUUUACCUAGCAUUAGAAAAGCGGCUGAACUUCACUUUAAGACAUAUGGAUGUUACAUGUGAAGCCUACAGUCAUUUUAGAAAUACUCUAAAUGAUUUGGAGAACUUCCAAGACAGAAAAAUUAAAUAUACUGUGGAGCCCAUUAAGCUUGAUUUCUGCCAGUUUCUCGUUUAUGAACGAAUUGAACAGUUGGAAUUGUGGAAGAUCAUUGCUGAACAGCUAACAUGACAGGGACUUGAGAAAAUAGAAGAUCUUUAUCUAAGGAUAAAGGCUUUUUUGAUGUUUUAUUAAAAAAGGAUUUUCAUCCCAAGAAAAGCAUUUUCCUGGUGGAACUGUGUUCUCAGAAAGUAUUGCUAUGCAGAUUUGCUUUACUUCAAUAAGUUUUGGUUUUGGCACUUAGGACAUGGUUUCUUUUAUGUUUCUUUUACAAAACUGUUUAAUGUUGAUCUUCAGAGUAUAUGCUGGAUGCCAAACAGUGGCAGUGACACAGUGACUUGCUCUUUGGUAUUGAUGGCUUAGGUUUUAGAGUCUGACAAAGAGGUAUUUAACCUUUUCCAUGUGGCUGAUUUGCAGAUGUCAUGCAUUUUCCUUUUUAGUUUUCUGAACAUGGACACUGUUCUUGGUCUCAUCCCAGUUCCAUGUUAUUUGUAUUUAUGGACAUUUGUGAAACAGUGUUCUGGGCAAGACGUGUUUGUCUUUCAUGGACUUUUCUUUAAGCAAUCCGUUUGUGAAACUUAGUCCUUCAUUUUCAGUUUGUCCUGUCUAAAUCAUUCUAGUUUAGGGCUACUGUCUGAACUGAAAGGAGACAAGAUGCAUUUUAUUUGAGCCUCUAAAAAUACUCCACCGAGGUCUUGGAGCUAUAUUGUCCUGCUGGAAUUAUAAGCUAUUCUGUCCUUGCCAGGUUGAGGGUGGGAAGGUACCAUGUGAAGUGAUAUGCUACUGCUUUUUAAAUGUUUGGAAUUCUACCCUCAAAGCAUACAUGUGAGGCUGGGAGAAGGAGGUGACCAACAAUGUCUUGCCCAUACAACUGGGGCCUUCGGUAUCUUAGCUUUUGGAUUAAAGUACAACAUAUUGAUCAAAUCUCUCCUGUGUUAUUAAUGAAACAAAAAAUCUGUUUGUACUUUUUAUAAAUUUAAUGUGUACUAUUAUGUUUAUAUCACUUGCCAUAUGUACGCUGUCACGGAAAUUCUUGUGCCUGCUGGAUUCUGUAGCAUUAUGAGAGUAUCGGUGAUGAAGCUGUUCCGGCCUGUGACUCGUGGAAGUCUGCAUACAUGACAUUAGAAGCAUCUGGUUGACUUCUUGAAAGUCUGUUCUACAUUUGGUUUAGUUCAGUUGUUUUAGGUCAGUUAUUUCAUAACCUGCUUAUGUGUAUGAAGACAUAUUCUUUUUGUGUUCUUUAAUGAGAUGAAAGGUUAUUAGAUGAUGAUGGCCUUUUCCUGUGAGUAUAGUCAAAGUAAAAAUUACGUUAUGUUAGCAUAUAUCUGCCUAGAUUAAUACAGAACUUCUCUCUUGGAACCCUCAUUUGAACUUCAAAGAUAUAAAACUGUAUUUUAAUACAGAGAUUCCCAAACUAGUGGGUUUUUUGUUUGUUUGUUUUGUAGUGUUAUUAACUUUGGUAGAUUAACUGAAAACAACUGGUUUUGAAUGUAACUGCUUAUUUAAGUAGUAAUUUUUCGAAGGCUGUAGCAAGAAAUUAAUUUGAACUGAUGUGAAAUAGCAUGUGCAGUUAGAGAAGAUUUUUACUUGUGCAGGACUUCUGAAAGUCUUUGGAAUUAUCAACAGAAACUCAUCCAGGUAGAGGGAUACUGUAGAUCUUUUAAUUCAGAAUUCAGCCGUUUUACUGCAGCUGGCUUAAAUUAACAUCUGAAAAAGAUUUUUAUACUUGUAUCUUUGGUUGAGUAAAUACAAACAUUAUGGCUGCUUGGGAAGCAAGCUGAAGUAGAAUUUCCUCCUAAAGAAACAAAGUUAAUCUUUGUUUGUAAAUCAAAGUUAAUCUGAAGGGAAACGACAGCUUUGAGGAUUCAGUGACUGAGAUCUAAAGGCCAAAUUGCAAAUUUGGAUAUGACCCUUUUCACUGAUGAUAAGGAGUAGUCAAAAAUAGGCAACAAUUCUAAGAACACAAGAAUCAGAAAAGUCUCACAAUGCCUUAGCUUUGUGGUCUUAGUAAGAGAUAAUAUAGCCUGUCUUGCCAGAGAAUUUUCCACUGCUACUUAAGGAUAUUAAGUGCGGAUGCCACCUUCUCAAUUUUGACUUCAGUCAUACUUUAAAUAUGUCAUACAUGGUAGUUGUUUUGGAACUCAUCAUGCAAAUUACGCCUUUAGCAGUUCGUUGUUUAUUAAGAUGACUAAAAGUGGGGAAUUGUUUAGUCUUGAGCAUACAGAUUACGAUUGGAAAUCAAGUUAGUGCCUAAAAUGAUAAUGCCUUGAGCACAUUAUCUGUAUUUAUGUAAUCAAGAAGGAUUUUUUCCUAAUAAAGCAUGAUUU